This is a messenger RNA of Neocloeon triangulifer, 5296 nucleotides long. Its product is annotated as carboxypeptidase D-like. Gene Ontology annotation, biological process: proteolysis. Gene Ontology annotation, molecular function: metallocarboxypeptidase activity; zinc ion binding. Bases 175 to 4728 code for a protein of 1517 amino acids. NCBI's taxonomy places the organism in Eukaryota, Metazoa, Arthropoda, Insecta, Ephemeroptera, Baetidae. The transcript has 22 exons. The record is from RefSeq and is a predicted model, not a curated record.
GUCAGUGCCACGCCCCCGCCCACCUGGACGUCAGUGGGCAAAUUGUUAUUGUUCAACGUAAACAAUAACUCGAAGGCUCGAUUUUUCAGGUCCAGGGCACCAUCUUUGACUUUGUAGAGUUGCAGAUGUUGGGAAAACAGAAAUUCUAAAGUCGACUUCGAUGAAACGCAGAAAAUGUUUCGUCUGAAACACCUUGUUUGCUUUUUCCUCUCGGCGAUCUCCCUCAUUGGCCAUGUCCACCCUUCUGAUGACCUCCACUUUCAGCACCGCUCCUACGAAGAUUUGACACGAUGGCUUAAAAAUGUGUCCGCAGAAAAUCCCAAUCUUACUUCCUUCUACACCAUCGGACAGUCUGUGGAAAAGCGGGAACUGUGGGUUCUGCGUCUGACAGAAAAUGCCCAGGCCGAGAGAGCAAUCGGCCGCCCCAUGUUCAAAUGGGUUGCAAAUAUGCAUGGUGAUGAGACCGUCGGACGAGCUAUGGUCAUCCUUCUGGGCGAGUAUCUUAUCAAGAUGUAUGGAAAAGACGACAGGGUCACUGCCUUACUCAAUACAACAGAAAUCCACCUGAUGCCUUCAAUGAAUCCUGAUGGCUUUGCUGCUUCAAAGGAGGGAAUGUGCAAUUCUUUGAAUGAUUUUCGGGGCCGGAACAACAGAAACGGUGUUGACUUGAACCGGAACUUCCCUGAUCAGUUUGAUCAAGUCCGGGGUGACUUUUUAGAGUACCUGACUGGAGGGAGGCAGAAGGAAACACUGCUUAUGAUGUCUUGGAUUUCCUCGCAGCCGUUUGUUCUGUCAGGAAAUUUGCACGGUGGAGCUGUCGUAGCCAGCUACCCCUUCGAUGACACUGGAGGACCUGAUGAAGAAGGCAUUGAAUCGCCCACUCCAGACAACAAGCUCUUUGUAAGCCUGGCUAAACUCUAUGCCAAUAAUCAUGGACUGAUGAAGAAUGACAUCAAAUGCGAAGAAGGGGAUCACUUUCCUGGAGGUAUUACCAACGGUGCCCAUUGGUACAAUGUGAACGGUGGAAUGCAGGAUUUUAAUUAUUUGCACUCAAAUUGCUAUGAGGUUACUUUUGAAUUAUCUUGUUGCAAAUACCCAUUGAGCAAGGAACUAGCCAGUGAGUGGAUUAAAAACAAAGAGGCUAUGUUGGCUUUUAUGGAGGCCACUAACUGGGGUGUCAAAGGCAUUAUCCGCUCAUCAAGUGACAGCAAAGGGAUUGACGGCGCUCAUAUUACUGUUCAGGGGAAUGCCCAUUUAAUUUCAACCACCAAAAGAGGAGAGUACUGGAGGCUUCUUUUGCCUGGAGAAUACAUUAUCAUAGCUAGUGCUCCAGGACACAAUCCCGAGACAAAGAGGGUUUUGGUUACUCGUGAAAGGCCAUCAGUACUUGAUUUCUCACUUGAAAGCACAACCAAUUUUCCUGAAAAAAGUCUCAAAAAAGAAAAAAUGAAACCAGAAGUUGGUUUGGCAGUGAAACCAGCCCCAACAAAACUAGAUACACCAGUCCUCAUCCAUCACAAUCAAAAAGCUUUAUUCGAAGAAUUUUUAAUGCUGACAAAAAACUAUCCAACCAUUACGAGACUUUAUUCGAUUGGUAAAAGUGUAAAAGGAAAUGAUUUGUACGUUUUGGAAAUAUCUGACAAUCCUGGUGCACAUGAAUUAGGUGAACCUGAAGUCAAAAUGGUUGCAAACAUGCACGGAAAUGAAGUUGUCGGCCGAGAAAUUCUCAUAACUCUAGCUCACUGGCUCUGCUCGAAUUAUGGAGUUAAUGACACUGCAAGCAUGAUAGUAAACUCCACACGCCUUCAUCUUAUGCCAUCCAUGAAUCCAGAUGGAUAUGAAUCCUCUUCUCAAUACUCUCAGGAUAGCAUGGAAGGUCGAAACAAUGCAAACAAUGUUGAUCUAAACAGGAAUUUCCCAGACCAAUAUCAAGAUGUUAAUAAACUUUCCAAAGCCGAGCCUGAAACUGCGGCAGUGAUUGAGUGGACCAAAUCAUAUCCAUUUGUUUUAUCGGCUAAUUUGCAUGGUGGCUCCGUCGUCGCAAACUACCCUUUUGACGGCCAAGCGCCAGGGCAAGUAAGUGGUCAACCAAAUUAUGCUCCUGAUGAUGCAGUUUUCCAACACUUGGCUCAUCUGUAUGCAGGGAAAAAUCCCGCAAUGACCAGAGGUCCUGACUGCAAAUUGCGGGAAAAAGAAAUAUUUCACAACGGAACCGUGAAUGGGGCAUCAUGGUACUCGGUUUACGGUGGCAUGCAGGAUUGGAACUAUGUUUUUCAAGAUUGUUUUGAGCUGACCUUUGAAUUAAGUUGCAACAAAUACCCUCUUGAAAGGGACCUACCGAAAUACUGGUCUGAGAAUAAAGAAUCCCUACUCGCUUUUAUCCAAGAGGUUCACAUUGGUUUGAAUGGAUUUGUAUUUGACAAGAAUGGCCAGGCAGUACUCGGAAGCUACAUCGAAGUGGACGGAAUUGAUCAUGUAACCAGAGUUACAUCUAAUGGAGAAUAUUGGCGACUCCUGGUGCCUGGAUCCUAUUUAAUUACUGCCUAUGCCCCUGGAUACCAAUCUGAGCCAGUGGUUGUGAAACUAGAAGGAAAAGUGAACUUGAACUUUACUCUUGAAAUGGAUAAUUUAGUAAAAUGGUCUAAUGAAACUGAUUUCAACGUAGUAGAAAAUAUGAGUCCCAUGUUUUCAUACUUGAAAAAUGUCGGGAUUGAAGGAAUCCUAGUCAAUUUAGAGAGACUUUUUGAAGGAAAUGCCGAGUACGAUAAAGUAGGAGCGGGAGUUGAUUUGAUCAAAAUAGGACAUGAGGCCCAGCUGCCGUCUGAAAAAUUGCAAAUCCUGCUGAUAGGAGGGCUGCAACCAAACGAGCCACUUGGUCGAGAAAUUCUGAUCAGAUUCGCAAGGCAUCUGCUCGUUGGCGCCAGCAAAGAUGAUGCUAAGAUAAAGGAUUUGCUGAGCAGAGCUAACUUCAUUAUAGUACCUGGAGCCGAUCCACAGUUUGAAAUUGUGCAAAGUGCUUGCCAGCCAGAAACAAGAGGCUUUUCGACACAAAGUCAGCAAACUGGAAAAAUAAUUCGGACACUUAUCGCAGACAAUGAUGUUGAUUUUGUAAUAUCAAUUGGCAGUGGAGGAUACUAUUUUGAAGCUCCACAAAACUGCUCCAGCAACCAAAGAAAGUUCUUCAAGAACCUUGAGAAAAACUUUAAAAUGUUCCACAAGGUGUUUUCAAAGACAAACGAAUUCUGCAAAAAGGAAAGGUAUAACAAUGAGUUGACUCCGGACAUAAUUUUUUCCUCAUAUUCAGUACCUAUGGUGUCAGUUCACCUUGGUUGUUGUCUUUACCCACCUCCUAAUCAAGUUCCGUUCUUAUGGAGACACAAUUUGAAAGGUCUUUUGAAUUUAGUCUCGGCAUCAUUACAAGGUAUUACGGGACGAGUAAUGGAUGACGAGGGAACUCCUCUUCGUGAAGCCAAGGUUGUUGUUGUCGGCUCCAGCGCAAAAGUGUCUUUCUCGGCAAAUGAAGCUAUCUUCCGCACAAUACUUCCAACAGGAGUCUACAAGUUAACUGUCACUGUGCCUUCUUACCCUGAAAAGUCAAUUGCUGUGACUGUUUCCCCUGGCCGACUAGCAAACAUAAAUUUUUCUAUGGGCCGACCAAGAAAGGCUGACUUAAAAACGCAAAAUUGGCUUAAUUCCUUGGUCACAAAUUACCCUUCAAUUGCCACAUUAAUAAGGAAUGAGCAAUUUAAGGACUUAAGACUGAGCUUCACCUCCCUUGACAAUCUUAUGACGCCUUGUACUGCAUUGAUAUUCAGGUGCACAUCCGAACCCUGCAUGUCCCAAGAAGCUGCGAAGGGCAUCGUAGAAAAUAUUGCACAGAAGUUUAUCAACAUUAAACAAGAGGGAAGCCUUUUGCAAGCCACCAGCAUCCACUUUCUUCCCUGGCAAAAAGAUACUACAAUUGCUAGCGAUGAGGACAUUCUCCAGUGGGUGGAAAUCCACCGCCCAUUGUUUGUGAUAUACCUGAACGAUAAAAUUAGUCCUGGCAUCAAUAUUCCAAAAGUAUCAUAUGGAGGCAGAAGCUCAAACCCUGAUAUUUUUAAAAAUGCUGUGAUGCUUAUAAACUCCAACACUACGACAGUGCCUACAGUAGAACCGGAAUCGUUUGCGAACGCAAUCAACUCGAGAAUUGAAACAAUGACCUUUGAGUUUGGUGUCAACGGGCAGUUCAACUCUUCGCUUUUGCAAUCUUUAGUAGCCUUCCAGGCUGAUUUCGGAGUUACGGUGAUCAUCAUGGACGAUGUUAAAGACCUGAUCCUUCAAACCGCUAAGCUUGAAAUCCGUUCUCACAGCUUAAAUUUGACAGUACAGCCGUCACGUGGCCUCUUCUGGCGCCCACUGCCCCGUGGCGAGUACGCUUUCUUUGCGUCUGCCCCCAAUUACCUGACCUUGGUACACGACUUCAAACUUUUGACGGAAGGCCACGAGACGGUCGUUUUGAGGCUGGUAGCAGACAGAACAUUCUUUGGCAUCUCCACAAUGUCACUCAUCUUCAUUUGUGGACUUGUGGUGCUUGGAACGGCGACUGUGUCAGUGCUAAGAACUGCUAUCAAAUACAAGAAAGCUAAAGGGAGGCAGCGCCAGACCAACGCAUUGCUCAGGCACAAUGGCGACAUUGCCCUGUCAAAAUACGUUGACUCAGAAUCUGACGAGAGCUCGUCUUCCUAAUCAAUUGAUUCGAUUUGUGAUGAAAAUGUUUUAAUUAAGAAAUCAAUGUUUUACUGAAUUUUCAGAACAAUUUUAAAAUUGAAUUUUGAAAUUUUUAAGAAAUCAAUUUUAAGGCCGUAUUAUUUAAUGUUUUUAAUUGUUGUAUCAAGUGAUUUAUCCCGAAUUAACAAUAAAUUUGAGAGAUUGUUUUUAAUUUAUCUGUUUUGUUAUUUUAUUUGAGGAGGUUAUAAUAUAUUUUUUCAACUGUAGAUGACAUGAAAACACUCCUACAUAUUAUAGUACAUGCACUGCACACACGCUCUGCAUUAUUACACCCUCGGCUUCGGCUACACACAAUGUAUUUAUGCAUUUUUGGGAGCAUCAAAUAUGCCCUCACGAGUUUAUUUAAAUGAAAAUUAAUAAUUUAUUUUUGAUAGUGAAAUUUGUAGAAAAUAAAUGGCCAAUUGAACUAAUAUUUUUAUGAAAGUAUACAGCAAAUAUUAUUGAUUGCAUUACAUUAUACAAAAAUGGAAAAAUGUAGCAUCCAUAUAAAUCAACAUUUUAAACUUAAUAGCAUUUAACUGAUUGU